This is a messenger RNA of Penicillium nucicola, 873 nucleotides long. RefSeq names its product haloacid dehalogenase superfamily protein. Gene Ontology annotation, molecular function: phosphatase activity. The transcript is spliced from 3 exons. Bases 1 to 873 code for a protein of 290 amino acids. The record is from RefSeq and is a predicted model, not a curated record. NCBI's taxonomy places the organism in Eukaryota, Fungi, Ascomycota, Eurotiomycetes, Eurotiales, Aspergillaceae.
AUGGCUUCCAAUAACCUUCCCCGUAUCCGAGCAUGUCUCUUCGACAUGGAUGGCCUCUUGAUUGACUCAGAGGACCUGUACACCGUGAUCACAAAUGAGAUCCUCCAGAAGUACGGCAGGCCAUUGCUACCUUGGUCAAUCAAGGCUCAAAUGCAGGGUCGCCCUGCACCUGAGGCCAGCAAGAUCUUCCACGACUUCGCCCAACUCUCCAUUUCAGAAGAGCAACUGAACGAAGAACGCUCCGCUCUCCAGCGGAAAUACUUCCCUAGAUCCCAGCCUCUGCCAGGUGUACGCACACUUCUUAAUAACCUCGCCUCAACCAAGACAACCGACGAACCAGUGUACAUCGCGCUGGCCACCUCAUCCCACAGCGGCAACUACAAGCUGAAAACCGACCACCAGACUGAGCUAAUGUCCGUCUUCCCAGACGCACACAAGGUUCUUGGUGAUGAUCCUCGCAUCGGCAAGGGUCGCGGCAAACCCCUGCCUGAUAUCUACCUGCUCGCGCUGGAGACUAUCAACGUUGAGCUGCGCAAAGAGGGUAAGACCGAAAUUAAGCCCGAGGAGUGUCUCGUCUUUGAAGAUGCCGUUCCGGGUGUGGAGGCCGGUCGCCGGGCUGGUAUGCAGGUUGUCUGGUGCCCGCACCCCGGCCUCCUGGGUGCGUUCAAGGGUCGCGAGGAAGAGGUUCUUGCUGGCGCUACUGGAUCGCAUAAGGAAGAGGAGAAGACUGAUGCCGAGAAAGAGGCUGAGCAGCUUCAGGCUUGGCGUUUGCAGGGCUCUGGUAAGCCCGGAACUAUUGGAGAUGGGUUUGGUCAGCUGUAUGCUACGCUGGAAGACUUCCCGUAUGAGAAGUAUGGGAUUAGGAUUCCUUGA